AUGAGUACUACCUUGACCAAGUACAAUACAUCAUCGAGACCGUCGUUGAUCAGCUCGCAGAUAAUCCUGACCGGGUUUUUCUUCUUAUGGUGGCAGCAGCAGGGUGAGACAAUGAGAAAUAGAGUCAGGAAGCUUGUCGCUUCUGGUCAACUUGAGUUCAUCAACGGCGGGUGGGUGAUGCACGAUGAGGCGGUGUGCCAUUACACGGACAUGGUGCACCAGAUGUCCAUGGGCCAUCGCUUCAUCCAGGAGCACUUCAACAUCACUCCACGCGUCGCAUGGCAGAUUGACCCCUUCGGCCACUCCGCCACCCAGGCUAGCCUCAUCACCUCGCAGGGUGGCUUGGACGCCUUUAUCUUUGGCCGAGCGGACUAUAAAGACAUGGAGAAGCGCAAAGCAGAGCAGAAGAUGGAGUUCGUGUGGCGGGCGGGCACAGGUGCUCCCAGGGAUACGCAGGUGUUCACUGGGAUUCUGUACGAUGGAUACUACUCGCCGCAGGAGUUCCGCUACCAGCAGACAGACAGCCCAGAGUACCGAUUCAGGGACUGGCCGAACGAGAGAAAUCCCAACGUGGAGCAAUUUGUGAAUUUUUUUGUUCAGGAGACAUUGAACAGGGCGCGGGCGUUCCGCACGAACCACCUGCUGUUCCCCAUGGGCGAGGACUUCUCGUUCAACGAGGCCAUCAUGUGGUUCAAGAACAUGGACAAGCUCAUUCAUUACGUCAACCUGGAUGGCCGGGUCAAUGCCCUCUACUCCACACCGUCCCUCUAUGUGGACGCUGUUCAAAAGGAGAACAAGACGUGGCCUCUCAAGACCGGUGACAUGUUCCCCUAUGCUGACGCCCCAAACUUCGUCUGGACGGGGUAUUUCGCCAGCCGGGCAAACUUCAAGCGUUUUGCUCGCGCCUGCAGCUCCCUGCUGCUGGCGACCACAAUUCUCGAGGCUGCGGUGGGCAAGACCGCUCUGAGGGACUGGGGGCUGAAGACCCACAGGAUGAUCGCUACAGACGAGUUUCUGUUUGACAAUCACCUGGGAAAGAACCUGAAACCCACCAGCGGGACAGAAGGGGCCGAACGUGGUGGAGCCAUGGGAGAGGGUGGGGGAGGAGGGAGUGGAGAAGGGGGAGUGGGAGGGAAUGUUGAGAGUGGUGAGUGGGAGGAGUGGGAGAGGGUGGGUGCGGGUGCGAGGAGGAGGAGGGUGGCGUCAACGUUCCCUUUGGAGGAGGCAGUGGCGGUGGCACAGCACCACGAUGCCAUCACAGGCACGGCCCAGCAGCACGUGAAUGACGACUACACAAUCCGCCUGCACCGAGCCGCACAGGAGGCCUCCACUGUAGUGGCAGCUGCUCUUGUUCACCUCAUCACCCAAGCAGCCCCCACCACUCUCCCGCCGCGCUCCUCUUCCCCAACGUCCAGCUCAACUCCCCAAGACCCAUCUCGAGCCUUCUUCACACCCACUGCUGACCCAACAAUGGGGCCCUCAGACUUCCCUCCCUUCAAUGACCCCACACUUGAUCCUGCUGCUCAGUUACAAGCCCAGCCAUGGGAUCCUGUAGACCUGAAUCAGCCCCAGUCGUUUCCUGAAAAGCCAACCCUCGAAACUGCCAGUCCAUUUGAUCCGCCUAUGCCAGACGGUAGCGAGCCUGACCCGCUGUUCUCUCAACUGCACCCAGAAUUGACUCAUGGUGAUGCAGGCUCGAAUGAGGGAGAGCCGCAGCACUCAGUGGAUACGCCUUCGUUCUUCCCUUACAACCGCCAAGUGCCCCCUUUGGAAGAGACACUCCAGUCGCAGCAGACAGUGCAAUGGACAGAUGCGAAUCAACAGGAACAACCAUCAGGAACCGUUGAUGUUCAUGCUCCACAAGAGGAGGUUUCGCCUGGGAGAAGGGGGCAAGAGAUUGUGCUGAGGGGAAGGGGAACCAGCAUAGCGGGAGAGAGUAGCAGAGUGGUGGGUGGGAAUGGAGAGUCAGGUGAGGAAGUGGGGGGGAGUGGGAUUGGUGCCGGCAGCAGCAGCAGCAACAGGGGAAGGCGGCUUCUGAGGGAGGGAGGGAGUGCGGCCGAUGCGCGUCAAGGGAACGAGGGCAGCGAGCAAGCGAGCACAGAGGGUGGUGAUCGAAGGAGUGCAAGCGAGGGAGGGGCGACGCACGGCAUGCCUGUGCUGGACUUUCAAAUGUGUCCAUUGCUCAACCUCUCCUAUUGUCCCCCAUCUGAAACAAAACUCAGCCCAGACCAAGUCCUGGUGGUGACUGUGUUCAACCCACUAGGGUGGCCCCGCACAGAGAUCGUUCGGUUCCCGGUGUCCUCGCCAUCAGUCCUGGUGACAGACUCGUCCAACUCCCCCAUCCCAGCCCAAAUCGUCACCGAAACCCUCGUAGACCCCAACACACGCGCCUUCUAUGUUGCUGCAUACACUGGCCAGUUGCCCCAGGAGCCCCAGCAGUCUCAGCAGCAGCCCCAGCAGCCAGGGCAGCAGGAGGGGCAAAUGGACGGGGCCCAGCAGCAGCAGGAGGGGCGGCAAAUGUCGGUUGUGUUCCGUGCCGAGGUGCCUCCUCUUGGAUACACUACUUUCUUCCUCACUGCCGUGCCACCAGGCACACAAGGAGCAGCCGUCAUCAGCACUACAGAGUCUGCAGAAGUCCCUGCCCUCAAAGACCCAACCGGAACCCCCAACAGCGCAAGCACAGCAAAUUCUCCAGCUGAAAACAUCGUUCUAGGGGGCUUUAAAGCCGACUCAUCUUCUGCUGGUGGUGCUGCUGGCAAGGGUACUGGUGCAGGCAAGGAGGGAGAGAGUGCACUGCGAGUGACGUUCUCCAAGGCAGCGUAUGGCAUGACGCAGAUGGAGCUUGUCCGACAGACAGAUGGUGAACAAGUGACUGUGGAUGUGGUGAAGCCUGUCAGGUCGGACGUCCUGGAGUAUGUCACACAAAAGGGUGGAGCCUACAUCUUUGACCCCACUACUGAAGCAGCCAACCCGACUCAGAGAGACGACCGGGUGUCCAUCCGCGUUCAACGUGGACCAAUCGUGGAAGAGUUCUCUCGACAAGUUGCCCCAUGGAUUUCAGAGACCUUCCGGGUGUACCCAGGUUGUGACUAUGCCGAACUGCACUAUGUGAUCGGGCCAACCCCCGAAGACAGCAAGGGUCACGAGGUUGUGACUCGCUUUUCAGCCCCCAUCAACAGCAACAAGACAUUUUUCACUGACUCUAAUGGCAGGCGGUACCUCAAACGGAUCGUAGACCAUCGCGCUGAUUGGGAGCUUACCCUCACCGAUCCCAUCGCAGGCAAUUUCUAUCCGGUGACGGUGGGCGCGUUCAUCGGGGAUGGCGAGUCACAGCUGUCACUGCUGGUGGACCGAGCAGCCGGUGCUGCCAGCCUGGCAGCCGGACAGCUCGAAGUCAUGCUGCACCGGGCACUGGUGACAGUGGACAUGAAGGGAGUGGGGGAGAUUCUCAACGAGCAAAUCGCAUUCAAUGGCAACAAUGAACGCCUCAUGGUCAUAGGCUCCAUCCGCUUUGGCUUGCACCCAGGGGGCAGCACAGGGGUGGCAGAUGAGGAGCACGAUGAGGAGCAACCUACAGCAACCACUUCUGCCGUUGCCCCUGCUGAUGCUGACACGGCCACUGCAACCCCCCAUGGAAGGCGAGGGGCUGAGACGGACGGAGGAGGGGGCAAAGAGGAGGCGAAUCAGGGUUUCUCAGAGAUGGGCCGGCCUCGGGAAAGGCGUGGCGGGGAGAGGCAGGAGGGAGAGGGUGGGGGGAAGGGGCAGGGGGCGGAGUGGAGGAGGGUGCACGCCCAGCGCCUUAUUGCCCCUCUGCAGCUGGCGUUUGCUGUUGAGACAAAGGAGGCCAUAAGAGCAGCGGAGGCAACCCACAGGUGGCGUUACUCCAUCUCGCAGGGAGAACGUGCCAGCAAUUCUCGCACACCCAAGUCUGCUUACUCCCUGCCACCCAACGUUGCUGUCAUCUCCUUCCAGGAACUGUCCCCAAGGAACAUUGUGCUGCGACUGGCGCAUCUGUACGAGCUCGCGUGGCGGCUGAGCGAGCCCAAGGCCGACGACACGGAGGGGGAGAGGGACCCGGCUGCUACCUCUCCGUCCUUCCUUCAACCCUCAGCUGAAACCUUAAACCCGAACCCUGAACCCCCCCCCUCCCCUUCCCAGCUUGCAUGGCGGCUGAGCGACGACCCACCCAAGCCGGACGACACGGAGGAGGAGCGGGACCCAGCCUUCCGGUCGUCCCUUCUUACCUCAUACCCAUCACUCACCCCCUUCCUCCUUUCCCUCCCCUCCCCAGCUUGCAUGGCGGCUGAGCGACGACCCACCCAAGCCGGACGAUACAGAAGAGGAGAGGGACCCAGCCUUCCGGUCGUCGAGACCUUCUGCUUCCUGGCAAAGCACAAACUGGUGGAUGUGAUAGUGACAACAGCGGGGGGCAUAGAAGAGGACGUGAUAAAGUGCCUGGCGCCCACGCUCCUGGGUGACUUCUCCCUGGCGGGGAAGGACCUGCGGGCCAAGGGGCUGAACCGCAUCGGCAACCUGCUCGUGCCGAACAACAACUACUGCCUCUUUGAGGACUGGGUCCUGCCCGUGCUGGAUGCUUGUCUUGAGGAGCAGAAAACGCAGGGCGUGGUGUGGACGCCCUCCAAGCUCAUCGACCGCCUGGGGAAGGAAAUCAACCAUGAGGAGUCGGUUCUCUACUGGGCCCAUAAGAACGGCAUCUCAGUGUUCUGUCCAGCCAUCACGGACGGGUCCCUGGGUGACAUGAUCUACUUCCACUCCUUCCGCUCGCCCGGGCUCCUCAUUGACCUCGUGCAAGGCACCCUCCUUACUCGCAACCUUCCUUAUUCACCCUCUUCCCUGAACGCCCCAUGGUUCCCCCCAUACAUUCAGCGGAUGAACGGCGAGGCAGUGAACGCCACCCCGCGGCACACGGGACGAAUGAACAGUGUUUCCCCCCACCCCAACAACAAUUCCACCCCUGCGGCUCCCCUCCUCCUCCUCCUCCUCUCUUCCCCCUCUUCCCCACCUCCCCUCUUCCCCCCAGACAUCCGGCGGAUGAACGGUGAGGCAGUGAACGCCACCCCGCGGCGAACGGGCGUGAUCAUUCUGGGAGGGGGGCUGCCGAAGCACCACAUCUGCAACGCCAACAUGAUGCGCAACGGGGCGGACUACGCGGUCUACAUCAACACGGCGAGCGAGUUCGAUGGCAGCGACUCGGGGGCCAGGCCUGACGAGGCUGUGAGCUGGGGGAAGAUCAGAGGAGAUGCGAGUGCAGUUAAGGUGAGAAGAGUCCCUUUUGAGAGUCCUCUGAAGCGAGCACAUGUGGCGAGGGAAGAGAAGGUACUGGGAGGGUUAUUGGAUGAUGCGCAACGGGGAGGAUUAUGUGGCUAUUCGGAGUUUGAUGGGAGCGACUCGGGGGCCAGGCCGGACGAGGCUGUGAGCUGGGGGAUGAUCCGAGAAGAUGCCACCGCUGUGAAGUUGAGAGGGAGAGAGAGAAAUCUCCUUUAA
This is a messenger RNA of Closterium sp. NIES-65, 5505 nucleotides long. Lineage: Eukaryota; Viridiplantae; Streptophyta; Zygnematophyceae; Desmidiales; Closteriaceae. The record is from the annotation of a GenBank genome assembly.